AUGCGCUUUGCGCCGCUGAAAGCAGGAACAAGAAUCUCGCAAGCAAAAUGCCAACUUUUGGAGUCACACAAAGUGAAGGCUGGUAAAAGCCAGCAAACAACCUUCGUUGGCGAUAGGGAUGUUGCCGAGUGGGAGACGCCAAUGAACGACCACGAGAAUCUGGAGCAACGCUUUUACAAGACGACGCAGAGCCUUCCUCUUCCUGCAGAGCCGAAACAAUGUUCUCCAGAUAUGGAAUCCCACGAUAUCAGCAUGACCCACCUUCUUUCGAUCGAGGUCACUGUUCAGGAUUCAGACAAUAGUCCUUUUGCAAAUAAGUACCGUGCAUCGCUGCCUGUCGUACUCUUUGCAUCACCUCAGAUGCCAAUUGAUGCGAAUAACAAGUUCGUUCGGUCAACGAGUCCGAAUAUCGAGGAAGAUGUGGCAUCACUCAGCGGGCUGGACGUACCGCCUGUCUACGGCGCACAUCUGCAGGACAAAGUCUUAAAUGACUUGUCGAAAUCCUUGCAUGUGUAG
Molecule: messenger RNA, 516 nt
Organism: Colletotrichum paranaense
Lineage: Eukaryota; Fungi; Ascomycota; Sordariomycetes; Glomerellales; Glomerellaceae
Exons: 2
Coding region: 1-516 (171 amino acids)
Source: RefSeq, a predicted model, not a curated record